Molecule: messenger RNA, 1670 nt
Organism: Oryza brachyantha (malo sina)
Lineage: Eukaryota; Viridiplantae; Streptophyta; Magnoliopsida; Poales; Poaceae
Product: ethylene-responsive transcription factor 1
Exons: 3
Coding region: 144-1238 (364 amino acids)
Biological process (GO): regulation of DNA-templated transcription; ethylene-activated signaling pathway
Molecular function (GO): DNA-binding transcription factor activity; DNA binding
Source: RefSeq, a predicted model, not a curated record
UUUGUCGAACCGAGCGGAAAAAAAAAACGAAAAAAGAAAAGAAAAGAAGAGAGAGAGAGAGAGAGAUCGCUUACCAUUUCUCCCCUCUCCCGCAAGCAAUCAGAAGUUGAGAACGCGGCGGAGCUCACCGGCGGCGACGAGCCAUGUGCGGCGGCGCCAUCCUCACCAGCCUGAAGGGCCAUCCGGCCGGGUCGCGCCGGGUGACGGAGGCGCUGCUGUGGCCCGAGAAGAAGAAGCCCCGGUGGGGCGGCGGCGGGAGGCGCCACUUCGGCGGGUUCAUGGAGGAGGACGAGGAGGACUUCGAGGCCGACUUCGAGGAGUUCGAGGUGGACUCCGGGGAGUCGGAUUUGGAGCUCGGGGUGGAGGACGACGACGAUGACGUCAUCGAGACCAAGCCCGUGAAGAGGGCCUUGUCCAGAGAUAAUUUGAGCACCAUCACCACUGCUGGAUUUGAUGGUCCUGCUGCAAGGUCUGCCAAAAGGAAGAGAAAGAACCAAUUCAGGGGCAUCCGCCAGCGCCCUUGGGGCAAGUGGGCUGCUGAAAUCAGAGAUCCUCGCAAGGGUGUUCGUGUCUGGCUUGGCACUUUCAACAGUGCUGAAGAAGCUGCAAGAGCUUAUGAUGCUGAAGCACGCAGGAUUCGUGGCAAGAAGGCUAAGGUGAAUUUUCCAGAGACUCCAACUACUGCUCAGAAGCGCCGAGCUGGCUCCACCACUGCUAAAGCACCCAAGUCAAAAGUGGAACAGAAGCCUACUGUCAAACCAGCAUUCAACAAUCUGGUCAACACAAAUGCGUUUGUCUACCCAUCAACUAACUUCACUUCAAACAAGCCAUUUGUUCAGCCUGAGAAUAUGCUGUUUGUUCCUGCAAUGAACUCUGCUGCUCCUAUUGAGGAUCUUAUCAUCAACUCUGACCAGGGAAGCAACUCAUUUGGCUGCUCAGACUUGGGCUGGGAGAAUGAUACCAAGACACCAGAUAUUACAUCAAUUGCUCCCAUUUCCACCAUAGCUGAAGUCGAUGAAUCUGCAUUCAUUAGGAGCAAUACUGACAACUCAGUGGCCCCUCCGAUUAUGGAGAACAGUACUGUUGAUCUGCCUGAUUUAGAACCCUACAUGAGGUUCCUUUUGGAUGAUGGUGCAGGUGACUCAAUUGAUAGCCUUCUCAACCUGGAUGGAUCACAGGAUGUUGCCAGCAAUAUGGAUCUCUGGAGCUUUGAUGACAUGCCCGUUAGUGAUUUCUAAUGAGAAAUUUGAAGGCUGCUAGUCGGAGCAUGCACAUAGGGACAAAAAGGAAUAAAUACUAUUUGAGAUUGGGAGGCAUCUGUAUGGCAUCUUGGUAGCAUAUCAUUAUGUUUAGCUUAGAUGCAAAAGGUUGCAUCCUGAAACUCUUUGGUGAUUGGACCUGUUGCCUACUCGACUGUCUAUGUAUGACAGCCGUUAUGAGACUCGAGAACUGCUGCUUUUUUUUUCUUCUGGUUCUAGUUUUCUGUCGUGCUACCUGUAUAUGGCUAUGAACGUCGUGAAUCCAUGGCCAGUAUGUCUUAAUCUAUGUUGUUGACUGCUCCUUCAGUCUUUGCUGUGUUGCGCUAUGUUCGUUGGUGACAACUACCUACCAUAUCGUAUUGCUGUACAUAAUUCAUUAGUUGAAUCCGAAAUUAACUAGUGCAUUGAUUA